Messenger RNA from Amaranthus tricolor (Joseph's coat), 1414 nucleotides. RefSeq names its product AIG2-like protein D. The coding region runs from base 206 to 739 and encodes 177 amino acids. NCBI's taxonomy places the organism in Eukaryota, Viridiplantae, Streptophyta, Magnoliopsida, Caryophyllales, Amaranthaceae. The record is from RefSeq and is a predicted model, not a curated record. The transcript is spliced from 5 exons.
UUCGUAAUAUUGUAAUUCUAAUUUCCAACAACUCUCGUCUCCAGUCUCGAUCCGAUUACUUUGCAUCUUUCAUCCUAUUACGUGGCUAGUGGAAUCUUUGAAUCACUUGGCUACUUUUUAAUUCAAAACUAAAACGAGGAUUAACGCAAUUCCCUUGUUGUAAACAAACUCCAUUGUAGACACCUUAAACCUUACUCACACAGAAAUGGCGAUGAGUGCUGGUGCCGCUGGGUUUUCACAAGGAAACCAUAACGUAUUCGUUUAUGGCAGUCUUUUAUCUGAUGAAGUCGUUCAUGUUUUACUCAAUCGAGUUCCUGCUUCGUCUCCUGCUAUCCUUCCUCACUACCAAAGAUUUAGCAUUAAAGGUUGUGUUUACCCUGCAAUUCUGCCUUUUGAGAACAGCAAAGUGCUCGGGCGGGUUUUGACAGGAGUCACUAAUCUUGAGUUGGAUAUACUGGAUGAUUUUGAAGAUGAUGAGUAUGUGAGAGAUUCAGUAGAAGUCACUCUUGUGGAUGACUCGGAGAAAAUGCAGGCAUAUACUUAUGUGUGGGAUAAUAAGGAUGAUCCAUACUUGUGUGGAGAUUGGGAUUUUGAGAAAUGGAGAGCUGCUCAUAUGAAUGACUUUAUUGAGAUGACUAAAGAAUACGUGGAAGAACUCGAGCAACCUGAAUCCAAGUCAAGGGUGGAGACGUAUAAUUCCUUUUACCGAUCCAGCGACGACAAGUCAACCAGUGCCUGAUCUGUCUUCUAUUCAAGUGUGCUCUGUUAUUUCUUCUCAAUCUCGUUCACUCUGUACAGUAUUCUUUUGGCUGAUUUACUGAGACCAACCAACGCCCAAGGGGCGGGGAACUUUCACCUUGAAUCAUCACACCAAUUAUUGAUGAAAAAUUCUCAUUUGAUGUGAACUUGUUUGAUAUAUAAUGCUUUGAAUUGAGGGGUAUGAAUUUCAAUUAUACUUGUGUGUAUUAACCCCAAUUUGUUCAAAAGGCCGUUUCAUCGUGAGAUGAUUUCAAUAGGAUCAGCUCAAACUAUUUAAAAAAACUACUUUCUGUACAAGUAUGAAUUGAAAUUUCAUUGCUUUUUUAUUAAUUUUUUUUUAAUAGGCUACUUGUAUGGGCCCAUCUCAUAGUAAGACGGUCUCAUAUAAGACUUGUUGAUUAUUUCAAAUAUACUUGUGUGUAUUAACCGAAUUUGUUCAAUGAUAUUCUGUAUCGUCGGUUAGCUGGCUUAUACGUUUUGCAUCAACCCAAAUUUAUAUGACAGUCGGCUACAAGUUAUCAGGGUGGUGGAUGAUAGGACGGUAUAGCAGACUCACCAGCCCACACCACAGUUCUUUGUUGUUGGUCGCCGUACAAGUUGUCGUACACCAAAAUAAGGACGAAAAAUUGAAAUAAUUAAGGCUUUUUUUAAUAAA